UCCGAUGUGUGACGUCACACUUCACAGGUGACCUAAUUUCGCGUAUUAUUUAUUGAUCGCUUCAGAAAGUUAAAGAAAAGUUUUAGUUGCGAGUGUAGCUUAUUAAAAGCGUCGGAUAUUUAGCUUUUAACAGGACUUUGGAGUGCGACCAGCGAUGUCGUCGUCACGAGGUAGACGAGCGCGAAGUGGUCGGCCUAGAAGUGCUCGGGAUAUCGAACUUAGGACUGUACAAGAGGAAGAAGCGUUCAGGAGGGAACUUGAGCGGCAAUUCAAGCCAUUGUUUGAUAAGCAUGGUAACCAGGGAGUUUUGGUCACUGAGUUACAAGAUGAACUGGAUGAGACGGGAAUUAUUAACACUAUACCGGAGGACAGGUUAGAUAUCUUGUUGGAGAAGGCGGACAGAGAUGGGGACUCUUAUAUUACCUUCGCUGAAUUCAUCAAUAUGAUGACACGGGAUGGUGUUCUGUCAAAGAAAGAGCGUACAGCUAUGACUAGAUUUGUAGGCGGAGUUAUAAACAAUAUCGUACCAGAAUACAUGAAGGAAGAUUUCCUCGAACAUUACACAUGCUGCCCGCCUCCAAUCUUCAUGGUGGUCAUUAGCAUAAUUGAGAUUAUAGUGUUUGUAAUAUAUGCAAUGCAGUUAAAAGAUACUAACGAUCCUGUCACUGCCACGUCAGGGGUACCACUUUACAGUCCUUUUAUAUACAAACCGUCAAGACGAUAUGAGGCGUGGAGAUAUUUUACGUAUCUACUCAUUCACCAGGGGUAUAUGCAUCUUGUCGGUAACCUGAUAUUUCAGUUAUUGCUGGGCCUACCUCUAGAGAUUGUACAUAAAUGGUGGAGAGUUCUUAUUGUCUACUUCUGUGGUGUUAUCGCAGGUUCACUGGCACAUUCAUUGACAGAUCACAAUGUUGCCUUGGCCGGUGCUAGUGGAGGUUGUUACGCUCUUAUAGGUGCCCAUCUGGCUUCCGUUGUAGUGAAUUGGUCUGAGAUGAACCACGAAUGUUGUGAUGGCAAUCCUAUAAGGUUCUUACUAAGUGCACCUGUCAGACUCACUGUCCUGCUAUUGUUAGCUGGUUUAGAUACCGCUAAUGCAGUUUAUAGACGAUUCUUUGAUCCUGCUGGUGGUAAUAUCGGAAUCACAGCUCAUAUGGGAGGCCUCAUAGCAGGGUUAUUCCUUGGUAUAGCAGUGAUGAAAAAUAUCAAUGAGAAGCCGUGGGAGAAGAAUGUAGGUUGGGUAACUCUAGCAUUGUUCCUUGUCUUCGUGUCAUUUUCCAUAUUCUUCAAUGGACUGUACAAUGGGUAUCCGGAAACAGACUGGACUGCCUGUUGCCCAUAGACUGGUUAUCUCGUUGACCAUAGACAGAUCAUAGCCUUAUUAAUUGCCUUAAGAUAGUAUGUUUUGGUUAAUCAAGUGUAAAACGUUUUUUUACAAGGCAUGAACUGGUGCCAAGAAUAUGAGAUUACAAAAGCUAUUUGAUGUAUGUAUUUAAAAAAAGUCACUAAAUUUUAUUAAAAAAAUACUUUUUAUGUGGCAGCUGGAUUUCUAGUAAUGCAAUAUUAUUGUGUGUCAGAAAUGUCUAUAGUAUGUAGGAAGCUAUAGAUAUUGCAUUAAGCAGGCUCUCCAACCUCCCUAGUCUACUUUUCUACUUUUCUUACACGCUACUGGAGAGCCUGAAAUAAGAAAUGAUGCAAUUAAGAAACAGUUGUCUUUUUUCUUUAUAAAACUGUUACCAUUUUUUAAGUUUAUGAAUGCUGCACAUGCAAGUUGAGUUCUUGCCAAGAUUUGCCACAACUUUUCACCAGUUUUAAAAAUGUAGAAAAUUUAAAAAUUAAAAAAAAGACUGUCUUACAUACCAUAACAAUUUAAUGUUUUUUUUUCUUUUCAAAAAUAUUUUCUCAGAUUUACUAUAUCAGCAUACUUCAUUGCUCAAACACCAAAUACUAUCUCUAACACAAAAAACACUGCCAAAUUAAAUAUUUAGCUUCUGUUUAUAUUCCUUUCCAAAAUGUAUCAAUAAUAUUUAUACUUUCGUUUACAAAAUUCUGCUUGCAUUUAUGUUAUAAAUUGAAACUUUUUGAAAAUGAAAUUUUAAUCCCUUUAUCUUUUAAGAAAUCUUCGUACAUUAACUUUAUUUUAUCUCCAUGUUUUUUUUUUAAUUUUAGAUAAUUAAUGUGUUACUAUUUCUUACUGAGAUUUUAGGAAAACUUAAAACGUAUGUAUAUAUUAUAUAUAUAUAUAUAUAUAUAUAUAUAUAUAUAUAUAUAUAUAUAUAUAUAUAUAUAUAUAUAUAUAUAUAUAUAUAUAUACAGUCACAUUCCUCCAUUUACGGGGCAUCGGUCUAUUUGAGACCAUACUUGUGGGGUUUAUAUUUAAUGUGGGGCAUACAUAAGGCCUCCCAACUCUGGCAUGUUUAAAACGAUGUAUGGGGGCGUAGGCUACCCUUCUAACAUAGUGCCCAUAGGCCGGUUUUAGUAGUAAAUGAUAUAUGUCCCACAAAUGUAUAUAUUUUUAAUGGGGUUUUAUGUUGUUGGUCAAUAUGUUUUCACCUAUGGUAAAAUUAAAUAUAUAGUUGAUAUAUAUAACUUAGAACCCCUUAGUUCUGUUGUUUGGAAAUGUCAUUAUAUGCCUACAUAGUGGCAUAUAUAAAAACUGACUGCAUAAAAUAAUGCCACUCAACUCGGUCUUAUAAAUAGGCCCCGUAAGUAAAGAUAUGUGUGAAUAUAUAUAUAUAUAUAUAUAUAUAUAUAUAUAUAUAUAUAAUUCACAAGUCGAUUAAUGUAUAUGGUCCUUUGUUAUUUUAGAUGGGGCAUUUUGAAAAGCCCUGUGCUUAGAAUUUUAGGAGUUGAAAAAAAAAAUCCACAAAAACAACAAACGUUUUUUUACAUUUUCUUUCUCUUGGACGUUGUUUUUUUAUUACUUUAGAUCUAUGAAAUACGUCAGUUUUCCUUCACCAAUGUCUUUCCCAUGAUGCGAGCUUGUUCAUUUAUUUCUAUUUAGGGGCGUCCGUGGCCGAGUGGUUAAGGUCGUUGACUUCAAAACACUUGCCCCUCACCGCUGUGGGUUCGAAUCCCGACAGGGACUUUGGAUUCUUUCAUGUGAGGAAGCUAUCAAGCUAGCUUACGGAACGUCGGUGGUUCUACUCAGGUGCCCGUUCAUGCCUGAAAUAAUGCACGGAAGGGCACCUGAGGUCUUCCUCCACCAGUAAAGCUGGAACGUCGCGAUAUGACCUAUACUGUGUCGAUGUGACGUUAAACCCAAAACAA
Ruditapes philippinarum (Manila clam) is the source of this 3267-nucleotide messenger RNA. RefSeq names its product rhomboid-related protein 2-like. The coding region runs from base 155 to 1339 and encodes 394 amino acids. Gene Ontology annotation, molecular function: serine-type endopeptidase activity; calcium ion binding. Gene Ontology annotation, cellular component: membrane. The record is from RefSeq and is a predicted model, not a curated record. NCBI's taxonomy places the organism in Eukaryota, Metazoa, Mollusca, Bivalvia, Venerida, Veneridae. The transcript has 10 exons.